AUGCUGCUCUACAACUGGGGUCAGAGAUUCGGUUCACAUUUCAGCCAGUCGGACCAGGGGCUAUUCACAUACAAUGUUGGCGAACAAUAUAUGCCAUACUUGAUGAACAGCUUGGCAACAGCGACGACAGUAGAUGGGGCGCCGCGAGUUCAUCCCAAGCUAGACAACACUGGCUUUUACUUUACGGGCCGCUCUUAUGGAACUGGAGCCCCGAUCGGUCUUGUAGACGAUGCGUUAAGCAAAACGUCACAUGCCACUGGUUAUUCCUAUAUUGAACAUGGCUAUGUCCCUCACGUUGACUGUAUUUACAACUCCAGCGCCGACUUCAGUCUUCAGUGCCAGAGCAACACUUACACAGUCUGUACGGCGAUCGGUUACCUUCCGAAUAGUCUGCUUGGGGAGCCGGAAGCGCUGGAGUAUAUGGGUUAUUCAUCUGACCCGAUGGUGACCAUCGGCGUCACCUCUAACCCAUCACAGCCAAGGAGAAUGCUAGCCAUGGCCGCCGGCAGAGAUUACGAUCACUUGGACAAGGUGCAGUGUGAGUGGGAGUUCAAACCAUCACAGUUCUCUGUUUCCACGGACUUCGCGGCGAAGAACAUCAGCGUAACACCGUUGCAUCAGGGCUCUACUUCUCCAAGCACCGACGACUUCGAACCAAAAGGGAACCUCACUUUCCUCGCUAAUUGGCAAUUCAACCUUAUGUCAUCGGAUCUCUCGAGCCUGUACUCCUCAUUCCUAGGGAAGUCCAUCAAUGCCAACAUUGAAAAUUACAAAUUUGCGCACAAUGCCAACAGGACGCAAUCCCAACUAAGCGAUGGCGAGGCAGUACUAGGUGGUCUUGAGGCCGCACUUGAAGCUGUGAUGGAUGACAUACUUCUUGGAUACGCAGGAGCGCAACUGAUGGUCGCCAAUGUAUCAUCCGACGUUGAGGUCCAUCUGCUCACCCGAUCAGUGAAAUUUGGGCAGACUAGCUGGAUCGCAGCAGCGUUUGCAUUCAAUAUCUUGCUAUUGAUGUGGACGUCCGCAGAGGCUGUGAGAACAAGUGGCUGGAAAACGCUUACGAAGUUUGACUUCACCGAUCCGGCCCAGCUGGUCUUAGGUACAGCGCGAGCUACCAGGUACACCCGUGACAAUGAUCGCCUAGAAAGCUACAGUGUGAAAGACAACCAAGCGGGUGGAGUCAAGUACGGAAAGAUCAGGGUUUCACAACAUGGCCAGUGUUUGGUCAUUUCGGAUUGUGAGUUCUAA
Messenger RNA from Neoarthrinium moseri, 1248 nucleotides. RefSeq lists its product as uncharacterized. The transcript has a single exon. Bases 1 to 1248 code for a protein of 415 amino acids. Lineage: Eukaryota; Fungi; Ascomycota; Sordariomycetes; Amphisphaeriales; Apiosporaceae. The record is from RefSeq and is a predicted model, not a curated record.